Messenger RNA from Ricinus communis (castor bean), 930 nucleotides. RefSeq names its product E3 ubiquitin-protein ligase RNF115. The record is from RefSeq and is a predicted model, not a curated record. Bases 64 to 828 code for a protein of 254 amino acids. Lineage: Eukaryota; Viridiplantae; Streptophyta; Magnoliopsida; Malpighiales; Euphorbiaceae. The transcript is spliced from 3 exons.
AAGAAACGUAGCUAAUAUAACAAUCAAAACUUUUGCAACUUUGAGAAGGAGGGUGAAGUUGGUAUGAGCAACAAUUUCACACCCCCCAAUGGGGAUCGAAGAAGUGGACGCGAUCAAUAUGGUUUUGGUAACCACACUGGCUGGAGUUAUCCCUCGUCAGGUCCCGGUCCCAUGUUUCCUCGAUUCUCUUCCUCUCAGCCUAUGCUUCCGGAUGGAAGUAGAGGUGCUUAUGGUCCAUGGAGAGCAACAGAGGAGACUGUCCUACCAGCACCUUUCGGUUUCAUGGGUUUUCCAGGGCAACCACGGUCCCCUAUGCAACUUCUCCUCCUGGAUAGCCUAGGAAGAGACUCUGCUCCAUGGGUAUUAGGCCCUGGGAGUUUCCAGGGAUCUACUUCCACAGAGGAAGACUCCAAAUUAACCCAAGACGAGCAAAAGAAGGCAUUGAAGAAGCUGAAAAAAGAAAUGUAUAAUCCUGUGCCGAAGAGAUUAACUAGUAGGCUGUGCCUGUAUUACAGAGACCAAGCUCCAAAUAUAGUUAAUGAAAGGGCAAGGGAGAAAGAAGAGGAUGGGAAGAGGUGUGCAGUUUGCUUAGAAGACUUUGAGCCUAAAGAGAUAGUGAUGCUGACUCCAUGUAACCAUAUGUUUCAUGAGGAAUGUAUUGUGCCUUGGGUGAAGAGUAAUGGGCAGUGCCCGGUUUGUAGGUUUGCACUUUGUGACAGGAUUAGAGGAAGCAGUUCGGGAUCCUUCAACAUCCCAAAUUUACCACCCAACAAUGAUCAUCUUUCAGCAGAUCUACUUUCAAUCUUAAGAGCAAUGGGAGCCAUGUAAUACUUGUUAUGCCACACUUUCAUAUUUAUCCUAUAUUGUAGAAAACUGUAAUUGUUGUUUUAUUAAUCUGUGAUGAGUAUAUACAUCAGAAUUCUAAGAUUA